AUGGCUCCUUCAGUAAACUCGGGCGACAGACUUGCUGGCCUAGAAUCCUUCCUUCGAAGCCACCAGAUUCCUUACUAUACCCCGUCCCAUCCGGCUUUUCUGUCCUUUCGUGCUACCUACAUCAGAUCGUUUGAAUCCGUGGUCCCGCUGUGCAUCGUACGGCCGAGUAGUGCUGAUGAGGUCGCUAUCAUUAUUAAGCAUGUCAUUGUCAACGAAAUUCCCUUCACCAUUCGUGCUGGUGGGCACGACCUUUUCGGAAGAUGCUUCGUCACAGCGUCCCUAGCCGUGGACCUCCAGGAUCUCAAGUCGGUCGAAAUCAGUGAUGACCGGCGGUCGGCAAAAAUUGGUGGUGGUGUACUGGCGGGGCGAGUUGCAGAGGAAUUGGGACUCAUGGGAUUAAUGACAGCAAUGGGGUCAGUCCCAUCGGUUGGAUAUGUAGGUUGGGCAACUCAUGGAGGUGCGGGCGAUCUUGUUGAAGCAGAUGAGGGUAUGCUGGAAGUGAUUCGCGGGGCUGGAGGAACUAUUGGAGUUGUGGUAGAGAUGACAAUCGCGGUGUUUCCAUUGAAAGAGGUAAGUGGCAUUGUUGCAUUUUCAUCCGUCGACAUGGCAAGUACUGUCAGAAGGUUCACAGUGGCCUAUCAAGCGAUGAUGAAAGAUGGCAUUGAUCGUGCUCUCGGUAUUCAACAAAGCAUAGUGAAUACUCCAGGCGGCAAGGUUUUCGCUGUCGGGUUCAUGUGGAGCUCAGAUAAUAUGGCCCUUGGUCGAGAGUAUCUCGAGAGAAUAACGUCUUUCGGAGAGGUCAUCAACAACACAGUCAAAGGUCGUUCGGCUUUUGACUGGAUGACUGAAUCAUCCAGUCUUGUUCCCGAGUCUGCUUACGGUACCAUCAUGACUCUAAGCCUGAGAUCAAUCACGGAGGAAGUAAUCGAAGUUAUCUCUCACCAUGUGUCCAAAAUGCCCCAGGAUCCUGCAACUCUUAUAUCGAUCCAUCAAUUACGGAAUGGGCCAGCACUCUCUCCAGCGGCCUUACCAUCAGUAUUUGUUGCUAAGGAGCCACACUAUAUGGUUGAGCUGAUUGCAACCUCAAGCACGUAUGAAGCUGCAGAACCUGCCCGGAAUUGGGCCGCAGGGUGCCGUGAUGCAUUGCGAAAACCGUUGCCGGUCAAUUUGCUGGACUCUACCUAUAUCUCACUGACGUCGCCCACGGAAGCUGAUCCGAGGAAGAUUUUUGGAUGGAAGUGGAAGCGACUCUUAAUGCUCAAGGCCCGGUAUGACCCAAAGAAUGUGUUUUCAAAUGCGAUGCCACAGUUCACUAUUUCACUGCUUGAUGGGGUGCAGCAGUUAUGA
Penicillium cataractarum is the source of this 1347-nucleotide messenger RNA. Its product is annotated as FAD-binding oxidoreductase. Gene Ontology annotation, molecular function: FAD binding; oxidoreductase activity. The coding region runs from base 1 to 1347 and encodes 448 amino acids. The record is from RefSeq and is a predicted model, not a curated record. The transcript is spliced from 3 exons. Lineage: Eukaryota; Fungi; Ascomycota; Eurotiomycetes; Eurotiales; Aspergillaceae.